Molecule: messenger RNA, 1014 nt
Organism: Calliphora vicina (urban bluebottle blowfly)
Lineage: Eukaryota; Metazoa; Arthropoda; Insecta; Diptera; Calliphoridae
Exons: 1
Coding region: 1-1014 (337 amino acids)
Biological process (GO): DNA integration
Molecular function (GO): nucleic acid binding
Source: RefSeq, a predicted model, not a curated record
AUGUAUAAACAACAGCCAAGCUCUCAAAUAAUGGCUCCUUUACCUCCGGAAAGAUGUACUCUCUCUCUUCCUUUCCAGGUAACAGGAAUUGAUUUUGCUGGACCAUUCGAGACAAAAACAUCGAUUCUAAGGAAAUCUCCAAUAACUAAAGGAUACGUAAGUGUGUUUGUAUGUUUUAGCACAAAAGCUAUCCAUUUAGAGCCUUGUUCAGAGUUAUCCUCAGCGGCGUUCCAAGCUGCUUUCGCUCGCUUCAUCGGGAGGCGGGGGCUCCCCCAAAGGGUAGUUACAGACAAUGGACGAAAUUUCUUAGGAGCUAGUAGAACUCUUGAACGAGAAUUUUCUGCGUUUGUCAAAAAUAGUGCCCAAGAUGUAGCUCAGAAAUACAUCACAUACGGAUUUGAAUGGAAAUUCAUUCCACCUCACGCUCCUCAUAUGGGAGGCCUUUGGGAGGCAGCCGUAAAGAGUUUUAAAUAUCAUUUUAAGCGAAUUGCAGGUUCUCAUAAAUUUACAUUUGAAGAAUUCGCUACAGUUUUAGCACGAAUAGAAGGAGUACUCAAUUCAAGGCCUAUAUCAGCAGUUUCGGAAGAUCCCUCAGAUAUCACAGCUCUAACGCCUGGACAUUUUCUAAGAGGUGCCCCCUUGAUGGCAUUCCCUGAACAAGAUUGUUCAAACAUGUCGAUUUUAAAUCGAUGGGAAAAACUGAAAGCCAUACAUCAUCAAUUUGCUCAACGUUGGAAAACUGAUUAUCUAAAAUCACAACAUAAAAGGUAUAAGUGGAAAACCUCAUGCAAAAAUAUGCAGAUUGGUGAUUUAGUUAUUGUUAUGGACGAUCUACUACCACCUCAUGAAUGGAAUCUUGGCAGGAUCGAAAAAACAUUUUCUGGUUCAGAUGGUAAUGUACGAACUGCCAACGUACGCACCGCUAGCGGUGUAAUUAAGCGCCCUAUUGUCAAAUUAUGUUACCUCCCUUUUUUAAAUCAAGAGGAAGCUCAAGUUGACUCAAACCUUAAGUAA